AUGAUUCGCAAACAAGCACGUCAACGGCGCGAUUAUCUCUAUCGCCGGGCUCUCCUGCUACGGGAUGCCGAGAUUAGCGAGAAGAGAGCGAAGCUGCGCGAAUCCCUCGCAUCGGGGAAACCUCUCGACUCGUCCAUCGCCAACGACAAAGCGCUGAGGAAGGACUACCAAUACGACGAAUCCUCCCGCGACCUCGGCGUCAACGAAGCGCUCGAUCUGGACGAUGAGUACUCUCAGCUGUCGGGCAUCAUCGACCCCCGCGUCGUGUUGACGACGUCCCGCGAUCCGUCGGCCCGACUGUCGGCGUUUGCCAAGGAGAUCAGAUUGUUGAUUCCCACGUCGAUACGGAUGAACCGCGGCAAUCUCAUCCUGCCCGACCUGGUCAAGUCGUCGCAGUCGGCUGGAUUGACCGACAUCCUGCUGCUUCACGAGCACCGCGGAACGCCGACGGCCCUGACCUUGACCCAUUUCCCCCACGGCCCCACCAUCUCCUUUUCGCUGCACAACGUCGUCCUGCGGCACGACAUUCCCGGAAGCUUGCGGGGCACGGUCAGCGAGUCGUACCCGCACCUCAUCUUUGACGGAUUCACGACGCCGCUGGGCCUGCGCAUCGUCAAGAUACUGAAGCACAUCUUCCCGCCGCGAGACGCCAUCACGGGCAAGAACAAGGUCGGAAGCCGCGUGGUGACGUUUAAGAAUUUCGAGGACAGCAUCGAAGUACGGCAUCACGUCUUCGUCCGGACCGGCUACGACAGCGUCGAGCUCGCCGAGGUCGGGCCCAGAAUGACGAUGCGACCCUUUCAGAUCCGGGGCGGCACGCUCGAGAACAAGGACGGCGACGUCGAAUGGCAACUGACGCAGUACACGCGGACGGCGAAGAAGAAGAAUUACCUCUGA
This is a messenger RNA of Drechmeria coniospora, 897 nucleotides long. Its product is annotated as U3 small nucleolar ribonucleoprotein IMP4. The transcript has 3 exons. Bases 1 to 897 code for a protein of 298 amino acids. Gene Ontology annotation, molecular function: snoRNA binding; rRNA primary transcript binding. Gene Ontology annotation, cellular component: small-subunit processome; nucleolus; Mpp10 complex. The record is from RefSeq and is a predicted model, not a curated record. Gene Ontology annotation, biological process: rRNA processing. NCBI's taxonomy places the organism in Eukaryota, Fungi, Ascomycota, Sordariomycetes, Hypocreales, Ophiocordycipitaceae.